This is a messenger RNA of Periophthalmus magnuspinnatus, 805 nucleotides long. RefSeq lists its product as uncharacterized. The coding region runs from base 47 to 757 and encodes 236 amino acids. Lineage: Eukaryota; Metazoa; Chordata; Actinopteri; Gobiiformes; Gobiidae. The transcript has 7 exons. The record is from RefSeq and is a predicted model, not a curated record.
UUUUAAAGAGUCUACUACAAGCAACCCUUCUUCUUUUUCGAAAACAAUGGAGUCAGGACAAAAUAGUCCGAUUCAACAAGAGAUAUUAAAAUGGAUACAUCUCAAACACAAGGAAAAAAGGUUGUGGGACAAAAUUCUAGCCUUGGAAAGGAAGUCUGGGAUGGAUCAGUUCAUGACAAGAAUGAGGGCCACGUUCCCCAUGAGGUGGCCAUGUGGUAGCCCAGAAAAGAUUCAAUCUCUGGUGCACAAGCUUUCGCAACAAGGGAAAGAUCCAGCAGACAACAGACAGAUGGGUGGUCUAAUGGCCCCGCAGACACCAGAAGAUGACAAAAAACAAGGUGACACUGAAUUAAAAUCUGCAAGGCUCAAAUGGACACCCCAAGACAUCCAUAAAUGUGCAGUCCAAGUGAAAAGAGAGUGGGAAUCAUGGGAUCGAUGGAGGCCAGAGUGGGGUUGUCUUUGCCCCAAGAGAGCAGACGUUGUGAGGCAUGAAGGGAGAACGGCACCCCUGCCUAUGACAGUUACGUAUAGAACGGACGAAGAGCUGACAAAGCUGGAGACACUGAGGAUGAGGGUAGCACUGCUGCAACAGGAGGUUUGUCUAGAAACGGCUUUGUCCGACACUUUGUCUCCACACCUUUCUUCAGUUGUGCAAAAACCUGUAAAUCCCAGUCUUCUGAGAGACCUCUAUUCUGUGCUGGGGGAAGGAGGGGAGGGGUUUCCUGCCAUAGUACUUGUCUCUGAACCUGACUCCUGAGAAUACACAGUGGACCCUGUAAAGCUGACCACAAGCCCAGCCCAGCAG